AUGCAAAUUUUCGUCAAAACACUCACAGGCAAAACAAUUACACUCGAAGUCGAACCUUCGGAUACAAUUGAAAAUGUAAAAGCGAAAAUUCAAGAUAAGGAAGGAAUUCCACCAGAUCAACAACGAUUGAUCUUUGCUGGCAAACAAUUGGAGGAUGGUCGAACAUUAUCCGACUACAACAUACAAAAGGAAUCAACACUCCAUUUAGUACUUCGUCUUCGUGGUGGUAUGCAAAUCUUCGUCAAGACUCUUACUGGCAAAACAAUCACCCUCGAAGUUGAGCCAAGUGAUACAAUUGAAAAUGUAAAAGCAAAAAUUCAAGACAAGGAAGGUAUUCCACCUGAUCAACAACGAUUGAUCUUUGCUGGUAAACAACUCGAAGAUGGCCGAACAUUAUCCGACUACAAUAUUCAAAAUGAAUCAACUCUUCAUUUGGUACUUCGUCUUCGUGGUGGCAUGCAAAUCUUCGUCAAGACUCUUACUGGAAAAACAAUUACACUUGAAGUCGAACCUUCGGAUACAAUUGAAAAUGUCAAGGCUAAAAUCCAAGACAAGGAAGGUAUUCCACCAGAUCAACAACGUUUGAUCUUCGCUGGCAAACAAUUGGAAGAUGGUCGUACUCUUUCGGACUACAACAUCCAAAAGGAAUCGACUCUUCAUCUUGUUCUUCGUCUUCGUGGUGGUAUGCAAAUCUUCGUCAAGACUCUUACUGGCAAGACAAUUACUCUCGAAGUUGAACCAAGUGAUACAAUUGAAAACGUCAAGGCUAAAAUCCAAGACAAAGAAGGAAUUCCACCCGAUCAACAACGUUUAAUUUUUGCUGGUAAACAACUCGAAGAUGGUCGCACCUUAUCGGAUUACAACAUUCAAAAGGAAUCAACUCUUCACUUGGUUCUUCGUCUUCGUGGUGGUCAAUAA
This is a messenger RNA of Rotaria socialis, 918 nucleotides long. The record is from the annotation of a GenBank genome assembly. Lineage: Eukaryota; Metazoa; Rotifera; Eurotatoria; Philodinida; Philodinidae.